CAUUCACAGAUGUGUCUCCAUGCAUUCUGACAGCCAGCAAGAGCCGCUACACUGAAUGUAGAGGAAGAAAUUGAGGGACGAAGAGAGACCACCAAGAAAAUUACAACAGCAUUACUGCGUGGUCUUGCCAAAAUCCCUCUCGAAUCGUGGGCUUGAGUGAGAGUGUGUCUGACAGUAGAAAGAAGAAAGGGGGGUAAAUCUACCAGCUGAUUCGUUCUCGAGGGUCCUUAUUACUGCCUCCACUUUAAUAUUAAACCUCAAUCCAGAAUCUACAGCACAAACAAAUACAGAAAUCAUAUCAACGAUCUGACAAAAAAGAGAGACAAAGAGUAAGAGAAGGACCUAGAGGAUUUUUUUGACGAAUGAAGCAUCAGGCAGCAUGUGGUGGAUAUAGCCGCAUCUACAUAAGCCGCCUGCUGCGGACGUGACAGCCCACGUGGUCUGGAUGCCAGCAGCUGCCUCUUGGAGCCCACGACGGCCCCUGGCAAUCUGAGAAACGUCCUCUGUUUCGCACCCCGACACCCCUGCUCCGCGAGGGACUCAUGAGGAUUAUUGAGUCUCGGGAUUAGUGAAGUGUCCACUUUGGCCGCGGGAGAAAGGGCAAACUAUUACUCGUACUUUGGAUGUACCAGAGCAUGAGGUGCUCUGGGAGCCGGCAGUGUGGUGGAUGACCUCCAGUAUGCGGCCGUCACAGCUGGACCUCACGCUUGUGGCCAUCCGCUGUUUCUAACCAAUGGUAAUGACCAGGCAUAGACCCAGCCCUGGAGAUGCCGAAGAGAAGAGAUAUUCUUGCCAUCGUGUUGAUUGUGUUACCGUGGACCCUUCUCAUCACUGUGUGGCACCAAAGUGCAAUUGCCCCCCUACUUGCCAUCCGAAAGGUCUGUCACCAUCUAGUAAAAGAGAUCUUAAUCAUACCAGAGCGACUAACGGUCUACCGACAUCGGCUAGCAGAUGAUGGGACCGAAAGCAGGCACGAGGCCGGUCCGGCCACGGACUCAAAGGAGUACUGCUCGCAAGACAAGGACAUAGUGGAGGUAGUCCGUACGGAGUACGUGUACACGAGACCUCCGCCCUGGUCUGAUGUAUUGCCCACCAUUCACGUCAUCACCCCGACGUACAGCCGCCCGGUGCAAAAGGCCGAGCUAACGCGGUUGGCCAACACCUUUCUCCACGUCCCCAACCUACACUGGAUCCUAGUGGAGGACUCUCAGAGGAGAACCCCACUUGUUACCAGGUUGCUGAGGGAGACGGGGCUGAACUACACGCACCUCAAUGUGGAGACCCCGAGGAACUAUAAGCUGCGAGGGGACACGAGAGACCCCAGGAUUCCUCGAGGAACCAUGCAGAGGAAUCUGGCUCUGAGAUGGCUACGGGAGACUUUCAACUCCAACAGCAGCCAGAUGGGAAUCGUCUAUUUUGCAGAUGACGAUAACACGUAUAGCUUGGAGCUCUUUGAGGAGAUGCGCUCAACCCGUAAAGUAUCAGUGUGGCCAGUAGCGUUCGUUGGAGGUUUGCGGUACGAGUCUCCGAAGGUGAAUGCAGCUGGAAAAGUCUACGGCUGGAAAACCAUUUUUGACCCUCACCGGCCCUUCGCCAUCGAUAUGGCAGGUUUUGCCAUCAACCUGCGGCUUAUUCUGUUUAAGCCUCAGGCCUACUUCAAGUUGCGCGGAGUGAAGGGAGGCUACCAGGAGAGCAGCUUACUCAGAGAGCUGGUCACUCUUAAUGACCUGGAGCCAAAAGCUGCCAACUGCACUAAGAUUCUUGUGUGGCACACGAGGACAGAGAAACCUGUUCUGGUGAAUGAAGGAAAGAAAGGCUUUACAGACCCAAAUGUGGAGAUCUGACAUCUGCUUCAACUGUGGUACGGUUAUUUUAAGACCCAAAAGAGGAUGUCAGAGUUUUGUCCCCACCUUCGAGGUUUUGAACAGUCUGGAAUGCUUUUUCCUACCACAUUUUAACAAGCUCAAC
Paramisgurnus dabryanus is the source of this 1968-nucleotide messenger RNA. RefSeq names its product beta-1,3-glucuronyltransferase 1 (glucuronosyltransferase P) a (gene b3gat1a). The record is from RefSeq and is a predicted model, not a curated record. Gene Ontology annotation, biological process: chondroitin sulfate proteoglycan biosynthetic process; carbohydrate metabolic process. Gene Ontology annotation, cellular component: Golgi membrane. Lineage: Eukaryota; Metazoa; Chordata; Actinopteri; Cypriniformes; Cobitidae. Gene Ontology annotation, molecular function: galactosylgalactosylxylosylprotein 3-beta-glucuronosyltransferase activity.